CGACCACAAGUUAUCGGAUAGUGACCAGAAUUUAUAAACAACUUCAGGGACAUUUGUUUAUGUACUUUAUUAUUAAAAAUGACUAAAAAAGGAGUAAUUAUUAAGCGCAAAAGUGCUUAUCUCGUGAGGACUCUUGCACUUAAGCACAACUGCAUUUGUUGACAAAAUAGUGCAGCGGAAGGCAUAUAAAUGAUUAACUUAAAAACUUGCUACGAAAGAAAGUGACUGACAUUACUGAGAAAAUUGACAGCAAGUCAAUAGCUGUUCAAACUGCAGACAGGCCACCAAGUACAAGGGAUAAACAACGUAUAUUUGACUAAUUCGCACACGAUAGGGAUGUUCUGCUGAAGAUAAGCAAAAUUUGCGUAUCAGGCAUUAGAAACGCAAACAAGGAACGGAACGUAACAUCGAAAUGGAAGAGUUUAUGAGAACAAGAAAACGCAGCCGUGAAGAUGAUAUACCUUGUGAUUCCACGCCACUCUCUAAACGUAUCAACAAUUUACAUUUAAAUUAUGAUGAUGGGAAUAGCAACAGCAGCUGUAGUAAUCCAGGGAUAAUCAAUGACAACAAUAACUAUCUACCUACGACACCAGCUGGUAGUGGUGGUGAUGGAUCAUCCGAUGGCACCAAUUAUGAAUAUAAUCCGGAAUUAAAUGCAGAUCAAAAUCCAUACUACUAUGAGAAAAACAAAAUUUUAUACGAUCUGCAUGCUGAGCGUGUAAAACGUAUCAAUCUUUAGGUUCAGGUGAUAUUACGCAGUUGACUCAACUUGUACUAAAUACGUUACUUUACUUUACUUAACUACAAACAUCAAAAUAACUCAUGGAUAUAAUUAUAAAAGAAACAGUAAUUGCUAUAUAAUGUUCACCAUGUUUGCCUUUGAUAGUGCCAAUAAUUCAAAGAAAAAUCUCAGAUGGAAUUAGUAUACCAGUCAUUUAGUUGCUCACAUUCAUUUCAAACAAUUAUGUAAAUUACUCUUAGUUAGUUUAUUCAAGAAAUUGCUACUAAAUGUGAUCCAUAUAAUAUAAAACCUAACCUAUUGUAAUAGAACAUUAAACUUAAAAACUCACACGUGAAGCUUGAUAACUUGUAAUAAAGUAUAAU
Molecule: messenger RNA, 1104 nt
Organism: Drosophila busckii
Lineage: Eukaryota; Metazoa; Arthropoda; Insecta; Diptera; Drosophilidae
Product: ras guanine nucleotide exchange factor L
Exons: 2
Coding region: 413-739 (108 amino acids)
Source: RefSeq, a predicted model, not a curated record